This is a messenger RNA of Anoplopoma fimbria (sablefish), 5939 nucleotides long. It is a transcript of the gene srgap1a, whose product is annotated as SLIT-ROBO Rho GTPase activating protein 1a. Lineage: Eukaryota; Metazoa; Chordata; Actinopteri; Perciformes; Anoplopomatidae. The transcript is spliced from 22 exons. Bases 126 to 3452 code for a protein of 1108 amino acids. Gene Ontology annotation, biological process: signal transduction; negative regulation of cell migration. Gene Ontology annotation, cellular component: cytoplasm. The record is from RefSeq and is a predicted model, not a curated record. Gene Ontology annotation, molecular function: protein binding.
CUCCGUCCAGUGUGGGAUGCGACGGCUGCUGUAGGACCCCGCUGGUUGACUUAACUGGUUGGUUUUUGGUUUUUUUUUUCUCCCAUCAAGAAGUUUUGCAACAAUCUUCGGUCAGAAGACAGAAAAUGUCGUCGCCGAGGUUUAAAAAGGAUAAAGAAAUAAUCGCGGAUUACGAGAGUCAAGUCAAAGAGAUCCGGGCCCAGUUGGUGGAACAGCAGAAAUGUCUGGACCAGCAGACCGAGAUGAGGGUCCAGCUGCUGCAGGACCUCCAGGAUUUCUUCAGGAAGAAGGCAGAGAUUGAGAUGGAAUACUCCAGAAACCUGGAGAAACUGGCCGAACGCUUCAUGGCAAAGACGCGCAGCACCAAGGAUCACCAGCAGUACAAGAAAGACCAGAACUUGCUGUCCCCGGUCAACUGUUGGUACCUGCUGCUGAACCAGGUGAGGAGGGAGAGUAAGGACCACGCAACACUGAGUGACAUCUACCUCAACAACGUCAUCAUGAGGUUCAUGCAGAUCAGUGAGGACUCCACACGGCUUCUCAAGAAGAGCAAGGAAAUAGCCUUUCAGGUCCAGGAAGACUUGAUGAAGGUCCUUAAUGAGCUAUACACAGUGAUGAAGACCUACCACAUGUACCACUCUGAGAGCAUCAGCGCCGAGGGCAAGCUGAAAGAGGCUGAGAAGCAGGAGGAGAAGCAGAUCGGCAGGGGAGAGCAGGUCUUCAGCAUCCGAAUGGAAGACAAAUACCAGAGGCGCAGCUCUGUGAAGAAGAUCGAGAAGAUGAAGGAGAAGCGUCAAGCCAAGUACUCCGAGAACAAGCUGAAGUCGAUCAAAGCGCGGAAUGAGUACCUCCUCACACUGGAAGCGUCAAACUCCUCCGUUUUCAAAUACUACAUCCACGACUUGUCGGACUUAAUUGAUUGCUGUGAUUUGGGGUACCACGCCAGUCUGAACCGGGCCCUGCGCACCUACCUGUCAGCCGAAUACAACCUGGAGACGUCACGCCACGAGGGUCUCGACAUCAUAGAGAACGCCGUGGACAGUCUGGACCCACGGAGUGACCGACAGAGGUUCAUGGAGAUGUUCCCUACGGCCUUCUGCCCUCCGACAAAAUUCGAGUUCCAAUCUCAUAUGGGAGACGAGGUGUGUCAGAUCUCAGUGCAACCACCAGUGAACGGAGAGCUCAUCCUAAGGUUCCAGCAGCUUCAGUCUCGCCUGGCUACUUUGAAGAUAGAGAACGAAGAGAUCAAAAAGACAUCAGAGGCCACCCUGACCACGAUCCAGGACAUGGUGACCAUUGAAGACUACGACGUGUCAGAGUGUUUCCACCACAGCCGGUCAACGGAGUCGGUCAAGUCCACUGUGUCGGAGACGUACCUCAGCAAGCCCAGCAUCGCCAAGAGGAGGGCCAACCAGCAGGAGACGGAGCAGUUCUACUUCAUGAAAUUCCGGGAGUUUCUGGAGGGCAGUAAUCUCAUCACCAAACUGCAGGCCAAACAUGACUUGCUGAAGAGGACACUUGGUGAAGGCCACAGAGCUGACUACAUGACCACAAGACAUCCCAAUGGUCCAUUCAAAACCCACACCGGCACCCGGCGGGCUAGACCCCGCUCUGUUUUUAAUGUUAGGUUAUUUAAUGGCAAUUUGGAGUCAUUUAUCAAGGACUCUGGACAAGCUAUCCCCCGUGUGGUUGAAAGCUGUAUUCGCUGCAUAAAUUUGUAUGGCCUCCAACAUCAAGGAAUAUUUCGUGUAUCUGGAUCCCAGCUGGAAGUCAAUGACAUCAAGAACUCUUUCGAAAGAGGAAAUGACCCCCUGACGGACGAUGAGAACGGUCAUGACAUCAACUCAGUGGCUGGCGUUCUCAAACUAUACUUCCGUGGUCUGGAAAACCCCCUUUUCCCCAAAGAGAGGUUCAAUGAUCUGCUGUCCUGCAUCAGAAUAGAGAACCUGUAUGAGAGAGCGCUGUACAUCCGUAAGAUCCUUCUGACCAUUCCAAGAUCAGUCCUCAUCGUCAUGCGCUACCUCUUCGCCUUCCUCAACCACCUGUCCCAGUACAGUGACGAGAACAUGAUGGACCCGUACAACCUGGCCAUAUGCUUCGGCCCCACGCUCAUGCCCACACCAGAAUGCCAGGACCAGGUCUCCUGCCAGGCCCACGUCAACGAGAUCGUCAAGACCAUCAUCAUCCACCAUGAGACCAUCUUUCCUGAUCCCAAAGAGCUGGAAGGGCCCAUCUAUGAGAAGUGUAUGGCUGGAGGAGACUAUUGUGAGAGCCCCUACAGUGAGCAUGGAGCCCUGGAGGAAGUAGAAAACGAGGGAGGGACAGAGACACAUACCAGCGAGGACGAGGGCGAGCCCAUUGAAGCUAUUGCCAAGUUUGACUACGUUGGGCGCUCAUCCCGAGAGUUGUCCUUCAAGAAGGGCGCCUCCCUGCUGCUGUAUCAGCGGGCGUCAGAAGACUGGUGGGAGGGACGGCACAACGGCAUCGAUGGCCUGGUGCCUCAUCAGUAUAUUGUGGUCCAAGACAUGGAUGACAACUUCUCAGACACUCUGAGUCAGAAGGCUGACAGCGAGGCCAGCAGCGGCCACGCUGGAGAGGAUAAAUGCCUCGGGAAAGAAAUCGGCUCGCCCUCUGACCCCAGGAUCUCUGAGGCCUAUAUUACCAGCAGGCACAAGAAAAGAUCAGACCCACCAUCCCGACGUCCCCCUGCCCGCCCCAGUGAUGUCCACUGCAUGGUGCAUCCCUCCCAGCAUGGUCACGGAGGACAUGUAGGCACCCCAGAGAUGGGCUCCCCGGUUCUAGGCCACUUCAGCCCACGGGACAUGCUGCGGAAUCGCAACCACCUGCCCAUGGACAGCCCCGAACGCCGCCGCCGCACCGGCCACGGCAGCCUGACCAACAUCAGCCGCAACGAGUCGCUGAAGAAGAUCGAGAGCCCCCCGAUCCGCCGCUCCACCUCCUCGGGCCAGUACACAGGCUUCACCGAAACCCACCAUCACCACCACCAUGGCGGCAAGCCCCUGGAUCCGGAGACCAUCGCACAGGACAUAGAGGAAACUAUGAACACUGCUCUGAACGAGCUGCGUGAGCUGGAGCGUCAGAGCUCAGCCAAACACGCCCCCGACGUGGUGCUGGACACCCUGGAGCAGCGGCAGACCUCCGGCGGCAGCGGCGGAGGUCCCACGCCCGCCAGCUCCAGCGAGUCCCUCAGCCCCAUCCACGGCAUCAUGCUGAGGUCCACCGUCAACACGGAGCCACCCAUCCGCCGCAGCACCAGCACCUCCAGCGAUACUAUGAGCACCUUCAAGCCUCUGGUAGCACCCCGCAUGGGGGUGCAACUCAAACCCCCGGCCUUGAGGCCCAAGCCCAUGGUCCUGCCCAAGUCCAGCCCGGCCUCACAGCCUCCACCUACAUCUGCUCAGGACCCUCUGGACAAGUCCUGCACCAUGUAACUCUGGGAAGGGAUUUAAAAAAAAAAAGAGAUUUAAAAACAAAAGCUAUCAACUUCCAGGAGGCUGCAAAAUGCGACCAGUUUCUAGUCUUCAUAGAUGUAUAACACAUAAUAUCAAAGAGGGUGUAAAAUACAUGGACCUGGAUGGGAAAAUGUUUCCUUGUGGUGUUUUUAAAGCAAGAUCAUAAAGAGGGCUCGUGUAGGAACGUUACAACGGUGACAGAUUUGUCAGCCGGACAAAUCUUCUGUCUCAAUAGCUUGUGUUAAAAUGCUUAGGUGAAUUCUAUCGAUAAAAUUUCUUCUUCUUUUUUUUUUUUUUUUUCAAAUAACUUCAAACAACAAAUCACAAAGGCUUCCUUUAAGGUUUUAGAAAAAUGUACACUAGUUAGUUUAGUUUACAGACAUUCAUGAACUGUGUAACUUUGAUCAAAACACGCUGCAUGUAGCUCCACUGUUUAACCACUGAACCUGAAAGGGAGCUUGUUGAGAACUGUAGUGACCAGAGUGGCAUUCUCUCUCUCUCACACACACACACACACACACACACACACACACACACACACACACACACACACACACACACACACACACAAACACAAACUAUAGGAUGUACCUUUAUUUUAAUUUUUUUGCUCUUACGUAGGAGGGCCAUUGAAGGUGUAGUGAACUGGUUGUACAGCCUUAUUGACUUUGAGACAGCUUAUAACUGAUUAUUAUAGAGGUGCUGUGAUUUCCUGGACAGAAAUGGUUUGAAGGUCGAGACUGAUUACGGGCCUGAAGAGCCCUUAACAGCUAAUGGUACUUUGUUAAUAGAUAAUAGUAUUGAUGAGCAGUGUGCUUUCUUCACUAGCGUGUAAACUCUGCAACUUUCUUUGGUAAAGGCACACCAUUUGUUGCGUCUCCAAAAAUGUACAAAGAUCACCUCUGUGCUGGAUUCACUCAAAUAAAUUUUAACAUGCUUCCACAUUGCCUGGAAUGAGAUAUGACUAUUGGAUGAAACCACUACUUCAUUAUGAGCUUUGUUUGAAUUUGAUGCAUUCUUGAAAUUCCUGCAUCAAUAACUCCUGAUGCAGGCAUAAACAUGCCUAAUAGUAACUUAUGCCUUUUGCAUCUGUAUAAGAAAUGGUGGAGCAGUGUGAAAAAUGACGAUGACCAAUCAUCUCUUAGCAACAGUAUAUACAACACAUAAUGCUAUAUUAUACGGUGUGGAAGACAUGCCAUAGCUUCUUUACCGCCUUGCUUGGCUUGAUCUACCCAAAGACAUGACUGUACAAGUUAAAAGCAUGGAUGUGACCCUCCAUAGAUGAUCUAGGCGUAUUUCAUGUUGACUCUCAUGUGUACAGACUCAUAGCAGCGCCCUGUGGGAGUGCUGCCGGUAGCCAUUGACCUAAUGACUGUUAGUGUGAAAGCUUCCUUAAUAUGCUCCCCCUGCUUCCUAUGCUUCACCCAAAACAGCAGCUCACUCUGUGACCCUCCAGUCUGUCUCAUGUUCAGGUGAGAAUGUCAGUAAUGUGUUUUUGUAUGCGUGUCUGACUGAUAUUGAGGCUUUCUCUGUAGAGGAUGACGCCUAUGAAUGCCUGACAUGUGUCAGAAAACAGGAGGAAGUCGCAGUGAUAAACAGCUUGUGUGUUUGUGUGUGUGUGUGUGUGGGUGUGUGUAGGUUGAGAAAUACUUUCAAAUGCAAUAGCCCCAUAAAACUAUGUGAGUUCCCACCGUGUGACUGCACCCCUGGACUGUGUCUUUUUCAAAAAUACCCUCAGUACUGUAGAAGUAACAGAACUGGGUGCAUGUACUGGGAAUGUUUGGUUAGCAUAAUAACACACAGAGAUACUUGGUUUGCGAUGAGUAAGCAAUGCUCUCUAACAGCGGGUUUACACUUUGUUUGACUUGACAGAUAUUGUGUGUAUAAUAGUCAAAAAAAGAUUAAUUUCUGACUUACUAACUUUCAUUAUUUUUGUAAUCAUUUUUGUUAUGUUUAUUGUGUUUCUGGGUAGAAAUGACUUAGAACAAAUGAUGUAGAAUAAAUAUCCAGAGAUACAGUAUGAAGCCAGUUGUAAAAAAAAAAAACAACAACAAAAAAAAAAGUGCUUUUGUCACCAUGUUAUGUAAUCAUCAACAGUAGGACUCCGUAAUGCCGUCUGUAGGCUUUAAGCGACUCUUUGGUGUUCUGUACAUCUGUAGUAUGUACUUGUGAAAGUGCCUUUGAAAAUGUUUUAGAGGAACUUCAGACAUUCUGUACUGUUACAUUUUCAUGUCCGAUGCUGUGUUUUUUUUGAGAAGAUGCAGUGCAAAAAGAACAUGAAUAAGUAACGAUGCCAUUUUCCCAAACAGUUAUAUGACAGAAUGAAUAAUAAAUAAACAGCUUACCCAUUGUGACAUUGCACUUUUAUGUAUAUAACUGUAUAUAUGGCAUGUAACAUCAUAACAUUUAGAAUUCUUUGAGGGCUUAUACCUCCAAGGAUUUCUUUCUAAUAAAGGAAAUAGUUUG